Molecule: messenger RNA, 868 nt
Organism: Hydra vulgaris (swiftwater hydra)
Lineage: Eukaryota; Metazoa; Cnidaria; Hydrozoa; Anthoathecata; Hydridae
Product: GTP-binding protein Di-Ras1
Molecular function (GO): GTPase activity; GTP binding
Source: RefSeq, a predicted model, not a curated record
AUUUUAUAAAAAAAUAUAAUUUGUACUGGUAAAAAAAAGUUAUUGCUUGGAUACUCGCUAAAAACAAAUAAAAAUGCGUUUUUGGAAGCUUGUUUUGAGAAAGAAAAAAUCAUUACGUUACGUAAACGUCCGCAAGGAAUCCUUAAACAAAAUUCGAAUUGCUGUCUUUGGAUACGGUGGUGUUGGAAAAACUUCAAUAAUAAAAAGAUAUCUUUUUAAUGUAUUUGAAGAAAAUUAUAAACGUACAAUCGAAGAUGAUUAUACUCAGGUUAUAAAAUAUCGGAAACAAAUAUUUUUUGUUAAUAUACUUGAUAUGGCUGGGAGUUACCAGUUUCCUGCCAUGAGAAAACUUGCUAUUGAGACUUGCCACGGUUUCUUAUUAGUAUAUUCUAUUGAUAAUAAAAAGUCAUUUGAAGAAGUAAAAAGACUUUUGAAAAUAAUUAUUGAAACUAAAGGCAGAAAUGAUUUUCCCAUACUUUUAAUAGGCAAUAAAGAAGACUUAAAAAAUCGUGUAGUUUCAAAAGAGGAAGCAAGACAACUAGUAGAAAAUUUGGGUCCAAAAGCAGAGUUUUUAGAAACAUCUUCUAGGUAUAACUCGAAUAUUGAUCUAUCGUUUAAAAGUAUUAUUCGCUUGAUAGAUGAGGAAAAAAUUGAGACAUUCAGAGAAAAAACUAAAAACAUGCAAAAUGCUGAUAUUCAGGUACGCGCUACAACAGCAAGCAUCAAAAACGUUACUAAAAAAAACUGUAAUAUUCGAGAAAGGAAAUAUGGGUCAAUUAAUAUUAGAUCAUUUUUAAACUGUAGAGAAGAAAACGUUUAUCGAUUGUAAAAUGCUUUUGUUCUAUAAUAGAAAUAUUUUUCCUAGGAA